AUGUCUAAGUCUCUCAAGCUGUCCUCCGGCUAUAACAUGCCACUGGUUGGCUAUGGCAUUUGGAAGGUGCCUAAGGAGAACGCCGCCGACUCUGUCUACAACGCUAUCAAGCUCGGAUAUCGUCACAUCGACGGUGCCCACGACUACCAGAAUUCGGCAGAGGCCGGUGAGGGUGUGCGCAGGGCUCUCGAUGAGGGCAUUGUGAAGCGUGAGGAUCUCUUCAUCGUCUCUAAGCUCUGGAACAACUACCACGCCCGUGAGCACGUCCAUGAGAUGGCCAACUUCGAGAACAAGAACUGGGGCGUCGGUUACCUCGAUCUGUACCUCAUCCACUUCCCCAUCGCCCAGCGCCACAUCCCUAUGUCUGAGCUGAAGUAUCCUUGCUUCUGGGCUGAUGCGGCUCAGAAAAAGGUGACGGAGCAAGUCCCCGUGCCCAUCCAAGAGACGUGGCAAGCCCUCGAGGAGCUCGUCAUCAGCAAGGACAACCCCAGCGGGAUCCUGCGCUCCAUUGGCGUGGCUAACUUCAACGCCAUGCUGCUGUACGACGUCCUGCGCUAUGCCAAGGUCAAGCCGGCUGUCAACCAGGUCGAGCACCACCCGUACCUGGUCCAGCCGAGCCUGAUCCAGAUGUGCCAGGAGAACGGCAUCGCCGUCACGGCGUACAGCUCCUUCGGCCCCCAGAGCUUCAUCGAGCUCAAGAACAAGCGCGCCCUGGACGUCGGCCCCCUGUUCGAGAACGACAAGGUCGCCGCCGCCGCCAAGAAGCACGGCAAGACCCCCGCCCAGGUCCUGCUGCGCUGGGCCACGCAGCGGGAUAUCAUCGUGAUCCCCAAGAGCAACAGCCAGGAGAGGCUGGCGCAGAACCUGGACUCGGUGGACUUCGAUCUUACCGCUGAGGAAAUUGAGUCCAUCUCGGCGCUGGACAAGGGGCUGCGCUUCAACGACCCGGCUGAUUUCGGCCUCAGGAUAUUUGCUUAG
Molecule: messenger RNA, 978 nt
Organism: Diaporthe amygdali
Lineage: Eukaryota; Fungi; Ascomycota; Sordariomycetes; Diaporthales; Diaporthaceae
Exons: 3
Coding region: 1-978 (325 amino acids)
Cellular component (GO): cytosol
Molecular function (GO): aldose reductase (NADPH) activity
Source: RefSeq, a predicted model, not a curated record